Molecule: messenger RNA, 1052 nt
Organism: Uranotaenia lowii
Lineage: Eukaryota; Metazoa; Arthropoda; Insecta; Diptera; Culicidae
Product: neuferricin homolog
Exons: 2
Coding region: 165-968 (267 amino acids)
Cellular component (GO): membrane; endomembrane system
Source: RefSeq, a predicted model, not a curated record
UCACACAGAUCAGUCCGUCCGAGGAACAGGUUUCUUUCCUCAACUAUCGCGGUAGCACCUUAUUCAUGCAACAGUUCUCGGUUUAGGUAGCUAGCGUUCCAAAUUCAGUAAAACAAAAAUUCCAAAACGCCGUUGCUCGAUGAUAACACCACGUUGAGAACAAGAUGGUUACAUCCUACUUGGCCCCCUAUUAUCGGCACAUCAUCGUGAUCGGGCUGGCCGCCUCACUUUUCGUGAUUUUGUCCAGGGAUCCACCAGCGCAGGAAGCGUCCGGAAGCGAAAAAUCCGACUCAGAUGAAUCGCCAUCCGGCCAAGGACUUUUCACGGACACCGAGUUGGCCGCCUAUGAUGGAACCGAGGGCAGCAAGGGCCUCUAUUUGGUCAUCCUAGGGCACGUCUACGAUGUGGCAAGCGGAGCCAAACAUUACGGACCCGGUGAAGCCUAUAGCAUGUUUGUGGGUCACGAUGCAUCCCGAUCGUUCAUCAGCGGCGACUUCGAGGAGUACACCCCGGAUAUGGCCGACGUUUCCCCGCUCACGGAUUCUGAGCUGAAGAGCAUCGUCAAAUGGAAAUCAUUCUACGAUGAAACGUACCCAUACCGUGGUAAACUGAUGGGAAGGCACUUCGACGCCAACGGUGAACCCACCGAAUAUCACAAGCUGAUUCUGGAAAGGGUAGCUAGGGCAGCUGAGGAGGAGGCCCAGGGUACCAAACAGGAGUAUCCUUCGUGCAAUGUUGAGUGGAAGCAGGAGACCGGUUCCCGGUUUUGGUGCAGUUCACGUAGCGGAGACGGUAUCGAGCGGGGUUGGGUAGGGAAACCUCGGCAAUAUCGGGAAUCGAAAGCGGACGGUCCCGUUUGCGUUUGUGUUCCCGAUGGGGACGAAAAUAAGGCAGUGCAACCUUUCGCCGGUUGCGAGGUUGAUAGCGAAAGUUGUUUUGUUAAAGACGAGGAGAAGAGUUCGAGGUGAAGGAUUUUUGGUGGAGUCGAUUCUCGUUAAGAUUAUACAAAUUGUGCAAUGAAUGUUUUGAAAUAUAGUAUUUAUUUUUUCGAA